Formica exsecta is the source of this 1801-nucleotide messenger RNA. RefSeq names its product cytochrome P450 4C1-like. Lineage: Eukaryota; Metazoa; Arthropoda; Insecta; Hymenoptera; Formicidae. The coding region runs from base 103 to 1707 and encodes 534 amino acids. The transcript is spliced from 11 exons. The record is from RefSeq and is a predicted model, not a curated record. Gene Ontology annotation, molecular function: monooxygenase activity; heme binding; iron ion binding.
GCUGGAUCCGUCUACAUAAAUUGAGAAGAGAAAUUCGUGUGUUGCGCAUUACAGAAGCGAGGCCGCAUCUACAGAUACCGAAAAAAAAGAUUUACAUUUGCGAUGGAGUCUUUGGCGCACCUGGCAUCUCCGUCAUCUCGUCGAGCAUUCGUAGUAAUACAGGUUACGAGAAUGGACUUAAUCUCUUUGAUACUGUGCGCUUUGUUCGCAGUUUUAAUAAUCCCCGCAAUUAUAUCGACAGUACAUCAUCAAUAUGUUCUUCGACAAAAGCUCAAGAAUAUUCCUCAGAUCGGUAGAUUUCCUUUUGGCAUGGCAUUUGAAUUAAUGAAGCAGACGGAUUAUGGACGCAAGGAAUGGCUUCAGCAAUGUAUGUUGCGGUUUAAAGAAGGAGUUUUCAUAUUUUGGGUUGGCAUGAAACCGUUCAUUACUCUCUAUAAACCUGAACUUUUAGAGAUUAUUUUACCUAGCACCGUAAAUAUCGAGAAAGGAUUUCCUUAUCAUAUGAUGGAAUCUUGGUUAGGCAAAGGGCUUCUAACUUCUACAGGAAAACAAUGGAAUCAUGAUAGAAAACUCAUCGGGCCGACGUUCCAUUUUAGUAUAUUGGAUCAAUUUGCCGUGGUUAUAUCCGAAAAAGCAGAGAUUCUGACAAAAUGUCUCGAGAGAGAAAUAGCAAAGAACCCAGGAAAAGCUAUUAAUAUUUUUCCGUUCGCUAACAAUGUUGCUCUCGACAUUAUAUGUGAGACGGCAAUGGGUGUGGAUAUACAUGCUCAAGAAGUUGAAACCGAGUAUACCACAACAAUACAUAGAAGUUCUAAAUUAAUAGCCGACCGAUUUUGUCAACCGUGGCUUUGGUCAGAUUGGUUGUAUAACUUAGUGCCUUCAGGAAGAAAAUAUAAUUCAGAACUUAGCAAAAUACAUAAAUUUACGAAAGAGGUGAUACGUAAGAGAAAGAUCGCACGACAAUCGUUAAACAGUUCUGCGAAAUUGGAAAACGAGGAUGACGAACUUGACAUAGGUAAGCGUAAGAGGAAAGCUUUUCUGGAUUUGUUACUAGAUGAGAAUGAGAAGGCCGAAACUCCGUUAACUGAUGAUGAAUUGAGGGCACAUGUCGACACAUUCAUGUUCGAGGGUCACGACACAACUGCUAUUGCGAUAACCUGGACGCUCUUUCUUUUGGGCAAUAAUCUCGAGGAUCAAGAAAAAGUUCAUGAAGAACUCGAGAAAGUUUUCAAAGAUUCAAAGAUACCAGCCAGCGUAAAGGAAUUGUCGCAGUUAAUGUAUCUCGAUAGGAUCAUAAAAGAAACGCUCAGACUAUUCCCAAGUGUACCUGGGAUCUCAAGGAAACUAGCGGAAGAUGUAAAGAUAGGCGAUUAUACGCUUCCGAAAGAUGCUACAGUCAUGUUGUUAAUCUCAUUAACGCAUACAAAUCCGGAAAUUUGGUCAGAUCCAAAAAAGUUCGAUCCAGAUCGCUUUCUUCCGGAUAAUUCGAAACAUAGAAGUCCAUAUGCCUACGUUCCAUUCAGCGCUGGACCAAGAAACUGUAUCGGCCAGAAAUUUGCUUUACUCAAAGAGAAAGCGAUAUUAACAGCUAUUUUGAGAAAGUGGAGAGUGAAAAGUGUAAAAACAAUGGAUACAGUUCAAUAUGGGCUCACUAUCACUUAUCGACCGUGCGAAGAGAUAUUCAUCCAUUUCACGCCAAAGAAAUAAUUAAUUUAUCAUACCAUAUACUCUAUACACUUUUAUGUAUAUCUUGAAAUAUAUGGUGACGGUUUCGACGUUCUUGUCGUACAGAGGAUGACAU